Auxenochlorella protothecoides is the source of this 891-nucleotide messenger RNA. Its product is annotated as Sec-independent protein translocase protein TatC. Gene Ontology annotation, cellular component: TAT protein transport complex; membrane. NCBI's taxonomy places the organism in Eukaryota, Viridiplantae, Chlorophyta, Trebouxiophyceae, Chlorellales, Chlorellaceae. Bases 1 to 891 code for a protein of 296 amino acids. The transcript is spliced from 4 exons. Gene Ontology annotation, molecular function: proton motive force dependent protein transmembrane transporter activity. Gene Ontology annotation, biological process: protein transport by the Tat complex; intracellular protein transmembrane transport. The record is from RefSeq and is a predicted model, not a curated record.
AUGAUGCAGCGCGCAAUAAUCGUGCUUCGGAGCUUGGUGCGUGGGAAGACGGUGUCGGCAUUCAUGACCCAGAUGGGAGACUCCUUCCCGCCCACCCUGGAUGCCGAGGACACGCGCACGGCGGUGGCCAGAUGGCUGAACCCGGACGAGGAGGAGCUGACUCAGGGGUUUGAGAUGCCCAUCUGGGAUCACCUCGACGAGCUGCGGGAGCGGGUGCUGGUGGGUGGCAUCGCCGCCGCCGUGGCGGUGCUGACCUGCUUCGCCUUCUCCAAGGACCUGGUGCUCUUCCUGGAGGCACCAGUGGCCCAGCAGGGAGUCCGCUUCCUCCAGCUCUCCCCGGGCGAGUUCUUCUUCACCACUCUCAAGGUCGGGGGCUACACCGGGAUUCUGCUGGCCAUGCCCACGGUGCUGUACGAGAUCAUCGCUUAUGUAAUCCCCGGCCUCACCCGCUCCGAGCGCUCCUUCCUGGCCCCCGUCGUCUUCGGCUCCUCCGCCCUCUUCUACCUGGGCCUCUUCUUCUCCUACGAGGUCCUGGCCCCCGCCGCCCUAUCCUUCUUCGUGUCCUACGCCGACGGCGCGGUGGAGUCCCUCUGGUCCAUCGACCAGUACUUCUCCUUCGUCCUCGUGCUCAUGCUCAGCACGGGGCUCGCCUUCCAGGUCCCCGUGCUGCAGGUCCUGUUGGGGCAGCUGGGCAUCGUCUCCUCCCGCGCCAUGCUGGCGCAGUGGAAGUACGUCGUGGUGGGCGCCACCGUGGCCGCGGCCGUGCUCACGCCCUCCACGGACCCCUUCACCCAGACGCUACUCGCCGUGCCCCUGGUGGGGCUGUACAUGGCCGGCGCAGGGGCGGUGAGGCUCAUUGAGAACAGGAAGGCGGCCGCGGGGCCGGCCUAG